Myotis brandtii (Brandt's bat) is the source of this 511-nucleotide messenger RNA. RefSeq names its product small integral membrane protein 12. NCBI's taxonomy places the organism in Eukaryota, Metazoa, Chordata, Mammalia, Chiroptera, Vespertilionidae. Bases 16 to 294 code for a protein of 92 amino acids. The record is from RefSeq and is a predicted model, not a curated record. The transcript is spliced from 2 exons.
UGGGGCUCAGACGUCAUGUGGCCUGUGUUUUGGACCGUGGUGCGUACUUAUGCUCCCUAUGUCACAUUUCCUGUGGCCUUCGUGGUCGGGGCUUUGGGCUACCACCUGGAAUGGUUCAUCCGGGGGAAAGAUCCCCAGCCCGUGGAGGAGGAGAAGAGCAUCUCAGAGCGUCGGGAGGACCGAAAGUUGGAUGAGCUGCUAGGCAAGGACCACACCCAGGUGUUGAGCCUUAAGGACAAGCUGGAAUUUGCCCCUAAAGCUGUCCUGAACAGAAACCGCCCGGAGAAGAAUUAGUAGAGGACACAGGGCCAUAUGGGUCCUUCCAUAGGCUGUGACUGGUCCUGCCACCAUGUUGACCCAGCUCCAGAAUCCACAUCUGAUUUGCGUUGUUGCUUAUUCUGGCCCCUCGGGCACCACCCAGCCACACACAUACUGGGUGCUCUUCUACAGCCAGGCACACGGACACACUAGAAGCUGAGGGGCCAGUGAAGAGGGUGCUCUUCUACAGUCA